This is a messenger RNA of Quercus robur (English oak), 636 nucleotides long. RefSeq lists its product as uncharacterized. NCBI's taxonomy places the organism in Eukaryota, Viridiplantae, Streptophyta, Magnoliopsida, Fagales, Fagaceae. The record is from RefSeq and is a predicted model, not a curated record. The transcript has a single exon. Bases 1 to 636 code for a protein of 211 amino acids.
AUGAGCUGUUUUAAGCUCCCGGAUAACCUUUGUGAUGACCUUACCAGCAUGAUAAGACAGUUUUGGUGGGGCCAAAGAAAGAAUGAGAAGAAGCUGGCCUGGGUUAGUUGGGAGUGGCUAUGCCAAUCAAAGGAAAACGGUGGGAUGGGCUUUAGGGACUUGAAGAGUUUCAAUAAGGCUCUCUUAGCGAAACAAUGGUGGAGGCUGCUGUCCAACACCCAAUCUCUUUUCUCAAGGGUUUUCAAAGCGAAGUAUUUCCCGGAUUGUGAUUUUACUGAGGCUUCCAUUGGUCAUCACCCGUCUUUUGCGUGGCGAAGCAUAAUGUCUGCCCAAUCUGUGGUUAAGAAGGGGGUUAGGUGGAGGGUGGGUAACGGCAGAAGUAUUCAAAUCUGGACUGAUGAAUGGCUGCCAUCCUUGUCUUACCCGAGGAUCCUCUCUCCCGCUCAGGUCCAGUGGGCUAACGCAAAGGUUUGUGACCUCAUUGUGGAAGAUCGUGGAGAAUGGAACUUGGCCGUUGUUAAGCACCUCUUUAAUCCUAUGGAAGCUGACCUGGUGAUGAGCAUCCCUCUUAGCCAAAGGUUGCAAGCGGAUAGAGUGGUCUGGGAGGGGUACAAGAAGUGGGAAAUUUUCGGUUAG